AUGUUGGAAGCUGGUUUGGAUGUAGAGGCAAUACUGAGAGGGCCCUCUUUCUCUAUAAAGAAGAUGUAUGUCCAAAUGAGAGGCAAUUUCCAAAAAGUCCAUUGGAAGAAGCUCACUUGCAACAAUGAUGGUUCUCCCAAGUGGAUUUUUGUGCUAAACUUGACUGCCCAAAACAGGCUGCUUACUAGGGAUAGAUUGGCUUCAUGGGGGAUUACUCAAGAAGUUAUAUGUCCCCUAUGUAAUGUGGCGAAAGAAACUGCAAAUCACCUAUUCUUCGCCUGUGCAUUUUCAGAAGGUAUUUGGGCUAAGAUAUUGGCAUGGCAAGGAAUUAGAAGGUUUGUACUCGAAUGGAAGGAUGAACUACAAUAUGCUACAACAAGGGCAAGCGGGAACUCGAUCAAUGCGUGCAUCUAUAGGAUGUCUAUUGCUGCGAGUAUAUAUCAACUGUGGGCAGAGAGGAAUAUGAGGAUUUUCCAAAGUAAGAGCAGGACUCCAGAUCUCAACUUUUUUGGCAGACCAUAUACAACUUUAAAAUGA
Lycium barbarum (goji berry) is the source of this 537-nucleotide messenger RNA. RefSeq lists its product as uncharacterized. The coding region runs from base 1 to 537 and encodes 178 amino acids. Lineage: Eukaryota; Viridiplantae; Streptophyta; Magnoliopsida; Solanales; Solanaceae. The transcript has a single exon. The record is from RefSeq and is a predicted model, not a curated record.